Messenger RNA from Tripterygium wilfordii, 1608 nucleotides. RefSeq lists its product as uncharacterized. The transcript is spliced from 5 exons. The coding region runs from base 1 to 1608 and encodes 535 amino acids. The record is from RefSeq and is a predicted model, not a curated record. Gene Ontology annotation, molecular function: zinc ion binding; nucleic acid binding. NCBI's taxonomy places the organism in Eukaryota, Viridiplantae, Streptophyta, Magnoliopsida, Celastrales, Celastraceae.
AUGCCCUCACUCUCACACGACUUUCUCUCUCCUCUUUCUCUCUCUCUAUCACGGUUUACAGGCUAUUCCGACGAUUCCGACGACGUUGACGGUCAUGGUUGGUACCAAAAGAAGUGUAGGAGUGAGGCGAGUAUAACUCAAGUUGAAUCACAUCGAACGGAGCUCCGGUUUGGGAGAACCCUAGGAUUGAAGUUCCAGCCACCGUUUAUAUAUAUUGGAUUAAGGCUUGGUUCGGGGGAUAGGGUCCCCUAUCGGUCACGUUCUUGUAGGUAUAGGUACAAUUCGGUAUACCUUAGGAGAGAGGGACGUGACAUGGAGCAGUUGCGUAAGACAAAUCCCCCGGAGUUUUCUAGAGAGGGGGAGGGUUUUGAGGCUGGGGAGUGGUUGCACCAGAUGAGCAGGAGAUUGGAUACCUUGGCCAUACCGGACAGUAGGAGGAUGAUGUUGAUCUCAUAUUAUUUGAGGGGGACAACUUUCGAGUGGUGGGAUUCCCAAAGGAAGAAUGAUUUGACUUGGAUGUCCUUUGAGUUACUAUUCAUGCAACGAUUCGUGCCACGGUCUUUCCAGGUGGAUAACGCCAUGCAGUAUCUUGAUUUGGUGCAGACACCCGAGAUGACAAUGUCACAGUAUACCAAGAAGUAUGAGGAGUUGUACAAGUAUGGGAAGAAGUAUGCUCCAGAUGAUGAAAGUAAAGCUGAGAAAUACCGAGACAGUCUACUUCUGAGCAUCUGUAGGAUGGUGAUUGCUUCUAGGGUGAGGACUUAUGAUGAGAUGGUGGAUAUGACACUAGAGUUGGAGCGAGGAGAGCGCAACUCCCGCCAGUAUUGGGAUGUGCAGAAAGGUCGUAAAGCUUCAACAAUUAGUGGCAGUGGAGGAGGUAGCCAGAAGAAACCGAGGACUGAGUUUCAGGGCUUGAGAGGCCAGAAGGUUGAUCAAGGCAAAGGUUCGGGGCCAAAGGAUGGCAAGAUUGUGUGCUUCAAGUGCAGCCGGGAAGGCCAUAAAAAGAAUCAGUGCACUAUCUUGGGAGUCAAGUGUUAUGGGUGUGGUAUGAUCGGUCAUAAGAAGCAUGAGUGUCCACGGGGUGGCAGAGCUUCAGAGCAGUCACAGGCUCCGGGACACCAGGAGGCACCUGAGCAUCCUAACUUCAUUGGAGGUACCUUUCUCAUUUUAAAUUGCUGGGCAAAGCUGUUAUUUGAUUCAGAAGCUACGACAUCAUUCAUUUCUGCAUCCCUUGCACGCGCAUUGAGUUUGAAAAUCUCUCCAAUGAGGCUAAUGUUUACGGUAGACAUCCCUUUUGGACAUUUCACUUCAUUGGAGGGUGUAGUUCUUGAUUAUCGGUUAACAAAGUAUCAUGUGUUGAUGGACUUUUGGGAUAGAAAGGUCACUCUUAAACUACCUGAAGGUGGGGAGAUACAGAUCACGAGUUUGAUGACAUCGGCACCUAGGGGUGAUGUAGCUACUCUGACACGUGUGGUAGAAGAAAACAUGGAUGUAUUUCCAGAUGAGUUACCUGGAUUACCACCGAAGGGGGAGAUUGACUUUACCAUUGAGUUGCAUCCGAAUGUUAAGCCGAUUUCAAUUCCACCAUAUCGAAUGGCUCCGGCAUAA